Molecule: messenger RNA, 2166 nt
Organism: Cynara cardunculus var. scolymus (artichoke)
Lineage: Eukaryota; Viridiplantae; Streptophyta; Magnoliopsida; Asterales; Asteraceae
Product: serine/threonine protein phosphatase 2A 55 kDa regulatory subunit B beta isoform-like
Exons: 14
Coding region: 225-1772 (515 amino acids)
Biological process (GO): peptidyl-serine dephosphorylation
Cellular component (GO): cytosol; protein phosphatase type 2A complex
Molecular function (GO): protein phosphatase regulator activity; protein binding
Source: RefSeq, a predicted model, not a curated record
UAGAAAAUCUAUACUCUAUGCCUUCCUGAGGUUUUUCGUACACCUACUCACUCUGAAUUCUCCAAAUUGAUUCCUCCAAGACAAAGGGAAAUGCGGAUUAGUGUCUAGAAAUCGUUUUCGGUGUUCGAUGAACGGAUAAACUCGAGGUUUUCCAUUUCUGAUUCCAUUUCAGCAACAAUCAGCUUGAUUUUGAGUGCUCGAUUCUUGUUUCUGAAGUUCUCGAAAUGGACGAUGAGGGUGGUGCGGCUAUGACUCCAGAGGGCUUGGACUGGAAAUUCUCUCAGGUUUUUGGUGAACGUGCAGCAGGAGAAGAGGUUCAAGAAGUUGAUAUCAUUUCAGCAAUAGAAUUUGAUAAAACUGGGAACCAUCUUGCGACUGGAGAUCGUGGGGGUCGUGUGGUUUUGUUCGAAAAAACUGACAGAGUAGAUCAUGGUGUUCAUCGAAGAGUUCUAGAGGGAAUGGAUUGUUCCAGCAGCCGGCACCCUGAAUUUCGCUAUAAAACUGAAUUCCAGAGUCAUGAGCCAGAGUUUGACUAUCUAAAGAGCUUGGAAAUCGAGGAGAAAAUCAACAAGAUCAGAUGGUGUCAGACAGCUAACAGCGCCAUGUUUUUGCUAUCUACCAAUGAUAAAACCAUAAAGUUCUGGAAGGUCCAAGAAAAGAAGAUCAAGCAGAUAAGCAACUUGAAUGUAGAGCCUUCAAGACCUACGAGCAAUGGUUUUAUUAGUAGUUCUAAUGUACCUACCUCGUUCAAAGCAUGUUCUGCAAAUGGAGGAUGUAUCGACAAUCGCCUGAGUUGUAGGAGCAACAAUCUUUCGUUCCUGCCUGGGGGGAUUACUUCUCUACGUUUACCUAUGGUAGUAACCAGUCAUGAAAGCAGCCUUUUAGCUAGAUGUCGAAGAACAUAUGCUCAUGCCCAUGACUAUCAUAUUAAUUCCAUCUCGAAUAACAGUGACGGUGAAACAUUUAUAUCAGCGGAUGAUCUGCGUAUAAACCUUUGGAACUUCGAAAUUAGCAGUCAGAGUUUUAACAUUGUUGACGUGAAGCCUGCAAACAUGGAGGAUUUAACCGAGGUAAUAACUUCAGCAGAAUUUCAUCCUUCACACUGUAAUAUGUUGGCAUAUAGUAGCUCAAAAGGCUCGAUAAGGCUUCUUGAUUUGCGGCAAUCAGCUUUAUGUGACACUCAUAGCAAAUUGUUUGAAGAAAAUGAGCCUCCUGGUUCAAAAUCUUUUUUCACAGAUAUUAUAUCCUCAAUUUCUGAUAUAAAGUUUGCAAAGGGGGGUAGGUAUAUACUAAGUCGUGACUACAUGACCCUUAAGCUGUGGGACAUAAAUAUGGGUUCUGGCCCAGUUGCAACUUUCCAGGUGCAUGAACAUUUGAGACCCAAGCUGUGUGAUUUGUAUGAAAAUGAUUCGAUCUUUGACAAGUUUGAGUGUUGUCUGAGUGGAGAUGGACAGCGGGUUGCAACUGGUUCAUACAGCAAUACGUUUCGUGUGUUUGGUUGUUCUGAGGGCAGCUCAGAAGCAACAACUUUAGAGGCAACCAAGAAUCCUGCAAGGAGACAAAUUCAGACCCCUCCAAGAUUCUUAAGAUCCCCUGGAAACCAGUCCCAUGGCGUUAACAAGCGAGAGGGAUCAGAUUAUAACUCAGGAGGAGUUGACAUGAACGGAAACACUUUUGAUUUGUCAACAAAGUUGCUCCACCUUGCAUGGCACCCUAAUGAAAACUCGAUCGCUUGUGCUGCUUCAAACAGCCUAUACAUGUAUUAUGCAUGAAGAUGGAGUGUACAUUGUUGUUACUUGGACUUGGAAAUUGUGGCUUUUGUCAUGUAGUCGAAACACAGGCAUUUAAUGUGUCAAUGGAUCCAUCGUCAAAUUAUAUCUGCAGCACCAACCUCAAAAGCUAUAUAUGGAGAAAGGUAGGUGCAGUUCCGUAUCAUUAAUUAUUAAUGUCGUACUAUACUGUUUAGAUGGAACGAAUAUAAGCUCUCCUACAACCAAAAAAUUGAACCACAGGGUUUAUUUUUGGAUUGGGAGGAAGAAGCUGUGUGUGUGUGUGUGUUGUGCAUAAAUUAUGUUUAGACCUGGACUUAAACUGUAUAUUUGUUGAAUGGGAGAGUUUGAGACUCAUUUAUAUGUUAUGUUGGCUGCUAGUCUUUAGAUUGCAAAA